GAGAUGCAAGGUAUUCCGUACCUUGCCAAAAGCACCUCUUGACACUCCCCUCAUUUCAGGUGUAGCAGUUCUACACCUGUAAAGCUGCAGACGAGAGGCUAGUGGUCCGGCACCAGCUGAACCGGUACGGUUCUUCACCUACACCAGGAUUCGUGUGAAGGAGCUUGCCUGUGGCCCACCUCGGCUGAGAUUCAGCGUCUGUUCUGCUUCAACGGAGGCUUCUGUAGAGGUAAGAGUGAGAAGCUUUGAAGGAAAAGAGAGGACAAAGCCGGAUUCUGGCAGAAGCCGGUUAUUCUUUCUACGUGCCAGGUAAUUUCUAUAGACUUUAUGUGUUUGUAUUAUACUAUUCUAUUAUCAAUAAUAAAUGGGAUAAGAGCGAUACCAAUAUUUCAUUUUUGGUUGUAUCAUCGAUGUAUGUGUGUGUGUGUGUGGGUGUGUGUGUGUGUGUGCAGGAUGCACAGGUCAGGUCGGCUUCGCCUGAGGCCGUGGCUUGAGGAGCAGAUUGAGUCUGGGAAAUACCCAGGAGUCACAUGGCUGGACCAGUCAGCCCAGAUCUUCCAGAUCCCCUGGAGACACGCUGCUCGUCAUGGCUGGAGUAUCGACCAGGACGCCACGCUGUUCAGGAGCUGGGCCAUGCACACUGGGCGCUACCGGCUGGGCAGGGACAAACCUGACCCCAAGACGUGGAAGGCUAACUUCCGCUGUGCGCUCAACUCCCUGACGGACGUAUGCGAGCUGCAGGACCGCAGCCGCAAAAGAGGACACCUCGCAUCAAGGGUGUACCGCAUGCUGCCGCCCACGACGCCGCAGACCACUCCGCCUCGCACUCGUAUGCACAACACAGGUCGGACAGACAGGUUUAUGCAACAGAUUUAUCAUUACGGAUUCAUGGUCAACCUGUCCGUCUCCAUGGAUGAAGGCAUCUGCUGCAUCAUGUCAAUGCGAGGGAAUGAUCUCUCUUCGUCCCCAGGGACCCAGUUGCCUGUUGGAUAUAGAACAGGACGUACAUUUGUGGCAGCCAGAAGCACCAAUGAGACACAACCUACGCCCGCCUCCCCGUCGUCCUCCACCAAUCCAAACCCAGCCGAGAGGAACACCUCUGCCCUGGAGCUGUGGGGGGGGAGGAGCGACCAGCAGGAGCAGACUGAAGCAGUGGUUAAGCUGAUGGACCAUUUCAACAGCACUGAACUCUGGGACCAAACAGGAGAGCAGAACGGGUGGAGAGCUUACACACAGAGAAACCACUGGCACUGUGACAGUGAGGACUUUCUCCAAACCCACUACUCAGAUAUCUAUCCAUGCUGGACUGAAUCCAGCAACUCUAUUGGACAACAACACUGUGACAAGGCAGUGGGCACUGAUUGGUCCACACCACAAUAAGAAGUGUCUCUAUCCACUGUUUAACCCUGACCUACUGGAUAAAUGUGCUAUAGAUAUGAUUUAAGAAACAAUAUUAGUGAGGGAAAUGCGCUUGCCUCUGUAUGAGAACAUUUUGAUUUUAAAUUUGCUUAUUUAUUUAACUUUUACUCUUUAUAACUCUUGAACCUACCCUAAUACCUGUCUCUGUAUCAACUUCUUAACCCCAACUGCUCCUUCAUUAACCAUCACUGUAAACCACUUUGGAUGGGAGGUUUCUGCUUUCUUAUUUGGUUGUCAGUGUGAGUUGAACAACCAAACAAGGAGAGAGAAAGAGAACUAGAGAGAGAGCCAAAGAGAGGUAGAGCGAGAGAGAAACAGAGUGUGAGGAGAACCCGACCCCAGGGCGUAUGGUUGAGCUACAGAGGUCCUGUUCCAAGCUUUGUUGUUAGCUGAAGCAAUCUGGUUCACUGGCUCCCACACAGAGAGACAUGCCCGUGCAUGAGCUGCUGGUGCAGGCUAUUGCUGAGUCAACCACUUGCCAUAACUAGCCCUUAUGUAUGGGGGGGUCAUGACUGUCUGAUCCUUGUAAGGGUAAAAAGAGGAAGUUUCUUAAUACAAAUGUAAAGGCGUUUAAUUGUCAUUGAGUGCUACUACCGUACUGUACUACCGGAAAUAAACUCUGAGCUAACUGUACAUUGUGCGUUGCGAAAGAAAGAUGUUCCUGAAUAAGAGCAAGAUAAAGGACUUUUUCGAGAA
Molecule: messenger RNA, 2115 nt
Organism: Gadus macrocephalus (Pacific cod)
Lineage: Eukaryota; Metazoa; Chordata; Actinopteri; Gadiformes; Gadidae
Product: interferon regulatory factor 1-like
Exons: 7
Coding region: 328-1380 (350 amino acids)
Biological process (GO): regulation of transcription by RNA polymerase II; immune system process
Cellular component (GO): nucleus
Molecular function (GO): RNA polymerase II cis-regulatory region sequence-specific DNA binding; DNA-binding transcription factor activity, RNA polymerase II-specific
Source: RefSeq, a predicted model, not a curated record